Molecule: messenger RNA, 1688 nt
Organism: Rhopalosiphum padi (bird cherry-oat aphid)
Lineage: Eukaryota; Metazoa; Arthropoda; Insecta; Hemiptera; Aphididae
Product: cell growth-regulating nucleolar protein
Exons: 5
Coding region: 164-1627 (487 amino acids)
Biological process (GO): negative regulation of transcription by RNA polymerase II; rRNA processing
Cellular component (GO): nucleolus
Molecular function (GO): DNA binding
Source: RefSeq, a predicted model, not a curated record
AAGUAAGUACCAUAGUGGCAGUGAUAUAGUACCACACUAUAUUAUAGCACGUGCUAAAGCUAAAUGCUUAUUACUUUGAUUCGAUAAAGAAAUAAAUUUAUAAUAUUUGUUAAAGAUUUGCUAAUUUUUAUUUUUACAUAGGUAGCAAAAACUAAUUUAGAUCAUGGUUGUAUUCACUUGUAACAAUUGUGGUGAUUCAGUAAAUAAGCCUAAAGUGGAGAAACACAUACAAUAUGAAUGCAAACGUAAGAAUUUUGCAGUUAGCUUCUGUUGCGUUGACUGUUUAAAGGAUUUUAAUUAUGAGACUGUAAAAGAUCAUUGUCAGUGUGUCACUGAAGACCAGAGAUAUUCUGCAAAAGGCUAUGUACCUAAACCAUCAGCUGAAAAAGGAAAACGUAAACAAGCUGGUUGGGUUGAUAUUGUUCAAUCAGUAAUGAAUAAUAAAGAUUUGCCUAAUGAACAAAGACAAUUUUUGAAUAUUAUAGCCAAGUUUGAUAAUGUCCCAAGAAAAAAAAAUAAAUUUCAGAACUUUUGUUUUUCUACCGCUCCUGCUUAUAGAAGAAAAGGAUAUAUAGUAGACCAAGUUUUUGAUAUGAUAGAAGCUGAGUAUAAAGCACAACAAUCUCAGAAUUCGAAUGAAAAAACAGUUGAUAAUAAAUCAAAGGAUUUAGAGAAGAAUGACUCAACUCAAAAUGAAACUGAAGGAAUUGAAAAAAAAAUGAACAUUGAAAACAAUGAAAUAGUUACAAGUUUAAAUGGUGAUGAUAAAACAGAGGAGCCACCAAAAAAAAAGAAAAAAAAAAGUAAAAAAUCUCUUGAUGCAGAAAAUGUCACUGAAGAAAAAUUGGAUGUAAAUUGUAGUGAGGAAGCACCAAAAAAGAAAAAAAAAAGUAAAAAAUCUCUUGAUGCAGAAAAUGUCGAAACAGAAAUAAAAACAGAAGAAAAUGUUGAACCAAAAUCAGCAAAGAAAAAGAGCAUACUAGAAAUUAACUCUGGCACUGAAGAUAUUUUAAAUGUAAAAGAUAAGAACACAGCAGAAGCUCAGCUAAGCUCAUCCAAAAAAUCUAAGAAAAAUAAAAAUAAAUCAGAAAUAGAAGUAAAUAAUGAUACAACUCUUAAUGUUGUUUCAAAAACUGAAAAUAUAUGUAAAGAUAAUGGGGAAAAUGGAAUUCUUCAGGAAAAAUCAGAAUUACAAAUGAGCAAAAAAGAGAAAAAAGAAAUGAAAAAAAAAUUAAAAUACCAACAAGAAUUAACAACUGUUUCCAAUGGCAUAAUAGAAUCAGAUAAAGAACCAAUUUUAAAAAAGAAAAAGAGGAAGUUAACUAACAAUGAAGAAAAUGAAGAACCACAACAAAAAAUUUUGAAAACUGAAAAUAUCCCCCAAGUUCCAGAAGUACAGUCUGGGCGUAAAUUUGAGUGGAAUGAAGCUAUAAAUCAAGUAUUGCAAACAAAAAAAAACAAACCAAUGUCAUUAAGUAAAGUAAUGAAAAGAGUUAUGUGUGAAUUUCAUUUUUUGAAUGAAGCUAAAAAGUCUGAAAAUGAUCUAGAGAAGAUAUUUUUGAAAAAAAUUAGGAAGAUGAAAAAUGUUAAGAUUGAAAAUGAUAAGGUACAAUUAGUAGAAUGUUAAUUUAGUAUUUUGUAUUUUAAUUUAAGACUACUAAUAAAUAACUUAAUAUGAUACCAUUAAA